This is a messenger RNA of Aspergillus oryzae RIB40, 2670 nucleotides long. RefSeq lists its product as uncharacterized. The record is from RefSeq and is a predicted model, not a curated record. Lineage: Eukaryota; Fungi; Ascomycota; Eurotiomycetes; Eurotiales; Aspergillaceae. Gene Ontology annotation, biological process: transmembrane transport. Gene Ontology annotation, molecular function: transmembrane transporter activity.
AUGACACCCUACAUCGGAGACACGGCGGAUCCCUCGUCCGAACCGGUCAAGCAUGGCGACUGGCGGGACGAAUUCGACGCCAAAGGUUAUGUUGUACUUAAGAAUGUUGUGCCCAAAGAACGGGCGCUCUACUAUCGCCAGAAGAUGCUGGAUUGGCUUGGAUCUUUUGAUAACGGCUUCAAUAUCAAUGAUAGGAGCACUUGGACCGAGGAGAACCUGCCGUGGAGCUUUAAAAAUGGCAUGUAUCUCAACUAUUGCGCCGCGCACGAAAAGUAUGUUUGGGACGCAAAGCAAGAGCCGGGUGUCUUGGAUGCCUUUGCCAAAAUUUGGGGUACGGACGAGUUGAUCGCAUCCUACGAUACCGUCAACAUUACUCUUCCUAAUGCCGCAGAGAUGGGCGGCACAAAGCCAUGGCCACAUGUUGAUCAAGCGCCUGAGAGAAAUGGAAUGCACUGCGUCCAAGGCUUUAUCAACUGUCCAGAACAGGGCAGGAACUCGAAGAUGCUAACUCAUGUGCGUCUCGCAGUGUCUGAGGCUGGACCAAAGGACGGUGGCCUGGUUGUUAUGGAGGGCAGUGCCCCGUUGUUCGAAAAGUUCUUCAAAGAAUUUCCGCCAGACAGGACCAAAGGUCCACUCGCCGCCCUCCACUAUGACUUUUACCCUUUUCAAGAUGAAGAGCUUAAGUGGUAUGAGGCACGGGGAUGCAAGAUUGUCAAGGUCUGCGCCGAGCCGGGCGACCUGGUCCUGUGGGAUUCCCGACAGAUGCACUACGCUGUCUAUCCUGAAACCGACCUUAUCCGCACCGUCAUUUACACCUGCUAUACGCCUGCAGCUUGGAUAUCGCCAGAAGACCUGGAGAAAAAGAAAGAAAUUUUCCAUAAGUGGGAAGCUACCACACAUUGGCCACAUAUCAACAUUCAUUCGCAUGGAAAGCAUAUGAUUGAUGAAGGCUAUUACAUCCGUGGAUAUCGGGUUAUAAGGAAAUACGUAAGUGACUGUAAAAUGAACGGAUCGCUUUAUUUCCUCCGCUCCGGCUUGACGCUCACAGGGAGUCCUCGCCUUCCGAUAGGUCACCACACUGGUAUUAUUAUUGGCCUUGGUUACCCAAAAUACUCGAAAUCGACACGACCAGCCAUGGAGGCGAAAAGCACCUCGGAAGUUCAGAUUGAAGAUGUUGAGACUUUCAACAACAAGGUCUACAACCAGGUCGUUGGCAGCACCAAGCUCAUCAAUGACUCUGAAGUGGUCCUCGUACCUACUCCAUCAAAUGAUCCCAACGGGAAGGGCUUUGACUACCCUUUGAACCUGCCGGUAUGGCAAAAGUAUGUCAUUCUAUUUAUCGUUGGCGCCUUUGCGGCGACAGGAAACCUGAUGACCAGUGGUAUGAGUGCAUUUCUACCCGCGGUUAGAGCCUCGUACAAUGGCGACCCCAAAACGAACGACCUCAUUACUUGGCCGGCGUUUUUCAUGGGCAUUGGGAAUCUCAUCGCAAUACCCCUGUCCUACGCCAUCGGGCGAAGACCUAUAUACUUGUUUUCGUCCAUUCUGCUGGCUUUUGGCUGCCUGUGGUGUGCGAAGAGUGAAAGCCUCGAGUCGCACAUAGCAGGUCGAGAUCUUAUGUCCAUCGCUGCCGGCACUUGCGAAGCACUUUGCCCCAUCAUUGUCCAAGAGAUUUUCUUUCUACAUGAGCGGGGCAGAGCUAUUGCGGCGUUCAGUGCACUACAGACUGUUGGAACCGCUGCCUUGAUCAUCGCGAGUCCGUAUAUUGCAUCUGAUUCCCACCUUGGGUGGAGGUGGUGGUACGGUAUUUUUGGAUGCGUCAGCGGAGCAGUGGCUCUUCUCAGCAUCAUAUUUGUCAAAGAGACCAAGUACACCCGAUCCAUGGAAGCCCUAAACGGUGAGGGGAUCAAAUUGGAGGGCGUUCUGGUUCCGGUGACAACACAUAUGGCACCCUGGUCGGGCAACGCGGAGUGGUCACUCACUAUUGACUGUUGCAAACAGAUGUGCCAGGUCGUCCUCUUUCCGAACGUCCUUUGGCUUAUCUUGUUAAAUUCUGCUGGUCUUGGUAUAUAUGUCCUCAUGUCGGCGCUCUUUGCAGGAGUGCUCGUGAAGCCGCCGUUUCUGUGGGGAUUCAACACGCUUGGCUAUGUCUUUGCGGGUCAGAUCGUCACCGCGGUAGCUGUGCCUAUUGUCUGCGGGUACUUCAGUGAUCAGAUUACAAAAUUGCUAAGUAAGAGAAACAACGGCGUCAGUGAGCCGGAAUACCGUCUUCUUGCGGUCAUUCUUCCCACGGUUGCAAUCUUACUCUCUACCAUAAUUUACGGCAAAACCGCUGAACACCCCCAGUACUGGACCUGGGCGGGCAUUGCGGUCACCUUGAAUUUCGAGUACUUUGGCUUCGUGGGCAUUGUUGUUUCUUCCUUUGUCUACUGCAUGGAUGCAUAUCCCCAACGCGUCGAUGCUACUCUUGUGUUGAUUUGCUCGUGCCGUGGAUUUAUCGGGUUUGGUAUUUCCUACGGGGCUAUUGCAUUCGUGCAUAAAACGGGAUAUGAAGGAGCCUUCAACAUUUGUGCGGGGAUUAUGGCUGCGCUGAUGGUUAUCGGUAUCUUCAUCUACAUCUUUGGCAGACAGAUUCGGAGGAGGACCCAAAAGUUUGCAGGAGGUACCUGA